Messenger RNA from Aspergillus puulaauensis, 1629 nucleotides. Its product is annotated as cytochrome P450. Gene Ontology annotation, molecular function: heme binding; oxidoreductase activity, acting on paired donors, with incorporation or reduction of molecular oxygen; monooxygenase activity. The record is from RefSeq and is a predicted model, not a curated record. The transcript has 4 exons. Bases 1 to 1629 code for a protein of 542 amino acids. NCBI's taxonomy places the organism in Eukaryota, Fungi, Ascomycota, Eurotiomycetes, Eurotiales, Aspergillaceae.
AUGCUUCCAAUUACCCCAAUUCUUGUGGCGGUUGCCACGACUGCCCUCAUUUACCGGCUUCUUCAAAUCGGUCGCCGUCCCAAGAACUACCCUCCGGGCCCUCCAACCCUACCUAUACUCGGCAACAUCCACCAGAUGCCCAGCCAGGACGCUCACCUCCAGUUCGAGAAAUGGGCGCGCGAGUACGGUCCCAUUUACAGUCUCAUGCUCGGCACUCAGUGCAUGAUUGUUCUAUCAAGCGAUAUGGCUGUCAAGGAGCUCCUUGAUCGCCGCAGUGGAAUCUACUCCUCCAGGCAGGAUAUGUAUAUUGGUCAGCAGCUGUGCAGUGGCUCGCUCCGGAUGCUGAUGAUGAAAUACGGACCAACAUGGCGAAUGUUCCGCAAAAUGGUUCACGGUCUCCUCAACGUCGUCACAUCGAAAAGCUACAUCCCCUACCAGAUGCUCGAGAACAAGCAAUUGCUCUACCAGUUCCUCACCGAACCUGACGACUUCCUCAAGCACAUCCGCCGAUACUCCAACGCUCUCACAACAACCAUGGUCUUUGGCUGGCGCACACCUACCUACGAUGACCCCAAGAUGAUGCAGCUCUUCGACGGCUUCAACGAGUUCGCAGACUUAAACCAGACCGGCCCAGCUGCCUUCGUCGACUUCUUCCCCUUCUUCCAGAAACUCCCUUCCUUCCUGCUCCCCGCGAAGAAGAAGGCAAUGGAGCUCCAUAAGCAUGAGAAAGCGCUGUACAAGGGCCACUGGCUAAAAGCAAAAGAGGACAUCCGCAACGAUAACAUCAAGCCGUGUUUCUGUAUUGGCAUGAACGAGGCGCAGAAGAAAGACGGGUUCAGCGAUGACCAGGCUUCUUAUAUCUCGGGGACUUUGCUGGAGGCUGGCUCGGAUACGACGUCGAGUACCCUGUAUGCAUUUGUCCAGGCGAUGCUCCUUUACCCAGAUGUCCAGCGCAAGGCACAAGAAGAAAUUGACCGCGUUAUCGGGACGGAAAGACUUCCUGUGAUGGAGGACCUGGAUGAUCUGCAGUAUAUCCGCGGCUGUAUGAAGGAAACGCUGCGCUGGAUGCCAACGACUAUCAUGGGCGCCGUCCCGCAUGCAGUUACCCAGGACGAUGAGUACAUGGGGUACUUCAUCCCCAAGGGUGCUGGGGUACUGCACAACGUCUGGGCUAUUGGCAUGGACCCCGAGCGUCAUCCCAACCCGAGACAGUUCAACCCGGACCGGUUCAAGGACGAUCGCCAGAGUCUUGGUGACGCUGCUGCAAACCCUGAUGGCACCAAGAGAGAUGCGUUUACGUUUGGUGCUGGUCGCCGCAUCUGUCCUGGGAUUCACGUUGCCGAGCGGAGUCUGUUCUUGGGUAUCUCCAGGAUUCUGUGGUCGUUUGAUAUCAGACCGGCGAAGGAUGCGGAUGGGAAGGAUAUUAUUCCGGAUCAGGAGCGCUUGACGCAGGGGUUUGUCUGUAUGCCUGAGGAGUUUCCGGCGAGUAUCACGCCGCGGUCGAAGGAGAGGGCUGAUAUGGUUCGAAAGGAGUGGGAGGAGGCCCAGAAGGAGUGUCUGGAUCCGGAGUCGAGGCAGUGGUUGCAGUCGCCUGUGGAUUCGAAGAAGGCUUUACGGGGGAUGUCUUAG